AAACCCUAAGUAAAUGUAAACUCUACAGAUGACGACUAUACGAAAUAAGCCUUCAGUACAUGCUACAGAUAACUAACGUUUAGUAAGAACUUGUCAUUUUGAGUGUCAUUGUUUUGACGGACUGUACAGUGUCAGCCAUGGUGCGACAAGCUCACUGACCUAUAGUAUCUCCCCGACACUAGGACAUUCACCACCUGACGACCUAUCAGGACUUAACCCUAGCCCUAACCCACUGGGACAUUCCCCACCAGACGACCUAUCAGGACUUAACCCAAGCGACUAGACGAGCAGAGCGAACCGUCUCACAAUUUCAAUGUCAGGAUAAAUAGAUCCAACAACUUUUGGAUCCGUCCUACGUAGAUCUCAAGUAAAACGCUAGAUGUGUGCUGAUCGGUAUUAUUGUAUUAUGUGACUUCUACAAACAGACACUCUGUGGUCCUGUGGAUGGCAGUGUGUAAUUUUUGACAAGUAACUAUUCACCAUGUCAGAAUACGAGGACAUUUUGCAGAAAAUUCGUCCCUUUGGGCCUCACCAAGUGCGAACAUUUGUAUUAGUUUCUCUGUUUGAAACACCUCUAGCAUGGGCAAUGCUCGGUCCUAUAUUUACAGCUAAAACUCCAUUAUUCUCAUGUUCUGAUAAAAAUCAAACACUUUAUUUAGAUACCAAUGCUACUGAUUCCUGUGAACAUAAAAAUGUAUGUGAAUCGUAUGUCUUCCAAUCAGAUUUCACGUCCAUUGUAUCUGAAUGGCAACUUGUGUGUGGCCGAGGAGCUGUGGCUGACCUUAUUACAUCUUUGCAAAUGGCUGGUGUGUUGUUUGGUGCUGUUAUAACUGGCCAGCUGGCUGAUAUAUUUGGUCGGAAAAAAAUAUUAUUCAUAGAGUAUGCAUUGCUUAUAGUUUUGUGGUUCUCAACUGGAUUUGUGACAGUUUGGGAACUGUAUGCAGCAUUAAGGUUUUUGAUUGGAGGACUUAUAGGUGGAUGUCUGGUAGUCAACUUUGUUUUACCUCUUGAAUUUGUCACACCUCAGUGGAGAACCUUCUGUGGCUGCGUAGGUUUCUGGGCAGUUGGACUCAUGACUUUAGCGUUGUGGGCAUUUCUUGUCAGAGACUGGAGGCAUCUUGAUCUAGCAAUGUCGUCAACGGGUGUAGUACUCCUGCCUUUGUGGUGGCUGAUUGACGAAAGUCCACGCUGGCUGCUAAGUAGAGGUCAUCUAAAGGAAGCUCAAGAGAUAAUUUCAAAGAUGGCCAAGUUUAAUAAGAGACCAGUUCCUGAUAUGAAAUGUUUACAAGACUUUGUUCAGAGAGAGAAAAUCAGAAUCAAUGAAGAGAAGAAAUACUCCUACUGGCACUUGUUCUCUUCUGUGAACCAAACCAAAGGAACUUUAAUUUGUAUGUUUGGAUGGUUUGUCUCAAGCUCAGUCUACUAUGGUCACAACUUCAACAGCAAGAAUCUGGUUGGAAAUAUGUACCUCAAUGUAUUCAUUUCUGGCUUGGUUGAGAUACCUGCAUUGAUAUUUGUACUUUUCAGUAACAAUCACUUGGGCCGACGUAUAACUGUCUUCUUGCUCAUGCUUCUCUCAGGUCUAGCCUGUGUUGCUGUUCUCGUCAUAGAUAUAGCAGGUCAGGGUGAAAGCAUGCCAGGACUAACUAUAUCAAUGGCCAUGUUUGGCAAGUCUUGUAUCUCAGGGGCCUGGGCUGCUGUACAGAUUCUCUCAGCGGAAACAUUUCCUACUGUCAUAAGAAAUAUAGGUAUUGGUGCUUGCUCAAUGGCUGCCAGAAUUGGUGGUAUUGUAGCUCCACAGUUUGGUUUCUUAGGCAAGACUUUGAUGCAUGUUCCUUUCACAAUAUUUGGCAUAUUAGCAGUUACCUGUAGUUUUUUGGUGUUGUUGUUAAAUGAAACAAAAGAUGCCCCCCUACCUGAUAGAAUACAUUCUACAUUGCCUUCAACCCCUGCUGAAGUGGAACUCUUAAAUCAUGGUAAGAACAAAGCGGAGAAUGGAUCAGGUGACGACUUCAAUCUCACAGAGGUAGACAAAAUUUCUUUUGGUCAGAUGGCUUAACUUUGUCAAGUAGGAACAUUGUACUCAAUAUUUAAUCUGAAAUAACAGACUUGAAUUGGACAGCCUAGUUGAUUAAAAUAUUUAUGGUAGGCUGUUUUGAUAAAAAUACAAUUUAUUUAUUUAUAAUUUAUAUAUAUAUAUAUAUAUAUUGAUUGUUUUUUAAAUAUUGAAACACUGUUGUUGUGUUGUUGUUUUUUUAAAUUACUGCUACUGUGUAUAUAUAGUAGUUGCAACGUGUAGGUACUUCUAUAAAAGCAAGUGACCUGUGCACUGAUAUUGUUACUAUAGGUGGACCCAUUAUGACUGCUAUAUAGAAGUAACAGUGUUAUAGAUUAACUGUGUGCUUUGUACAGGCACAUAACAUUGGUCAACAGCUUGUUAAGUCGAGUGUUUGAGAGAAACAUUUAAACUUGUUUAUUUUAAUGCUUUGAUUGUGAGCAAUCAUUUUCUAGGCUUUCUAAAGUAAAUUACAUUAGACAAACAUGUUUGAGCUAAUAAAUAAGCUGUUUUUAAUUAUCAUGUAUAAUGACACAUAGACAAUGCUAUGACUUAAUGACAUCAUGUUUAAUGACACACAAUGUUAUAACAAUAUUUUGUUUUUUAAUCUUUUGGGGCAUUUCCUUUUUAUACCAUUUUUUAAAAUGUUUUUAUACUUCUUUUCUCAAGUAUCCUACAUUUGCAGUAAAUUUGAAGUUGACAUCUAACACCUUGUUAUUUCCAAUUGUAACUUAGUCCUGAAGAAUGCUGGACGUAGGGAGUCAAAAGCCUUCAUAUAAUUACAUUGAACUUGUCAAAGUACACAAUCAUUGAAGAUGUUUUGUACACAGUCAUGGAAGAUGUGUUGUACAUUCUCUUUCAAAUAUUGUAUGAGCUUACAGCAGACAUGCUGUAGUAAGUAGUGAUUGAACCUGCAAUUGCAAAAGCAUUGCUAAAUCAUUUGUAGUUAUUUAUUAUUCAAUUAAAAUUAUAACUACAUACAUACAAAUAGAUUGACAAAUUUGAGUAUCCAUUAUCCUAUUCUUGAAAGAUGCGCUCAAUUUGGCUGUUUUACAUACAAUUAUUUACACUAUUUAUAGUAGUUCUUAACAAUUCUGUUACUAUUCUUUGCCAGAGUGAACAGCAUGCAGUGACUUGUAGUAAGCACUCUCCUGGUAAUUGUAUCUCCUGUCCUAGACUUGGCAAUGAGCAGAGCCUCAAAUGUUUCAUUGUUUAGAUGACUCUUAAAUUCAUAGUCAACAUUCUCUAACAAUAUGCUAAUGAGUAACGGAUUAUCAUUUUUGUAAGCAUGAUUUCAGACAAUUAAAAAACAAAAAUUUGCGCAUUUUCCUUCAUUUCCUCAAUAGCAGCCCAUGUGCUGUUGAAUCUUUCUUGCGCUGUAUGUCAGUGGCUUGAUAAAGACAAAACUCACACUUCACAUUGGCUCCAGUAAACAUCCUUAGGCAACAUUACUGGAAAACUUUUAAAAAGAAUCCAGUGAGGAAGUGGUCUGUUUAUCAAUAUCAACAAUCUCUACAUGUCCAGGGGAUGAAGCCUAUACAGCAUCAUAAAAUAUGGUUAAUGUUUCAUCUCUGAGAUAGCUUGUCCUAAAUGUAGUCCUGAAUUAGUGCUGAAUUGACUGAUUAUUGAAUGAACUUAAUUUGGCAUGUUACUGUACCUCAUAUUCAUUUAUGAAAUAAAACUGCCCAAGUCGGAAGGAAUCGGAAAACGUAGAUCCAAAUAUUUUUAAAAAGUUGUUUCAUAUGACAUUUUACAAAAUCAAAAUUUAGAUAAUGGUCGUGGGCAUAUUUGUUUGUCUGAAUAGGAAAAUAAAUAGCACUUUUCUGUAAUGUUGGAACCUGAGAGGUUUUUUGGUGAUUUUGAUGGAUCGUUCUGCAUAAAGCAUAACUGUAGCCUUGUCUGGCUUAGAGAAAUAUUUCAUAGCAUAUGUAAAUUAAAUGUUCAAUUCAUUUUGUUUGUAUACAUAUCACACAUACAUUCCAAAAGGACAACUACAAUGAUCAUGACCAUAAACAUACUAUCAUUUACAAUCGCCGUCUACUAAAGCUUCAUAUUUCCUUUUUAUUGAAAGUUAUUUAUUUUGUUGACGACAUCCUUUAUACAAUAAUUCUUUGUCGACAUAUUUUAAAACUGGUAUUAAUAUAAAACUGACUUGGGCCUCUUUGUUUUUGAAGGCAUGCAAUUGAUUUGUUACGACUGUUACUAAGUCAAUAUUUAAUUUCAUUUCAGCUUAGAACAAAAUUUGUUACUCAGACAAGAAUUAGGGAGAUGUUGAUUUUUAGUUAUGUAUACUUUGUAUACUUUGUUUUUAAUCCUGUAAGAUUUGUUCUACGUAAUCAGAGGAUUCCUUUGUUGUUGUUUUUUUGGUUUGUUAAUUCAUCAUUUUUACAUCAUUUUUUAUAAUCAGGAUGUCAUUAGUCAAUCCAAACACAUGACAUUUUUUGUUUAAAUUUUUCCAUCAUUUUUAUUUACUUGUUAUCCAUUAUUUUAAAAUGUUUUUAGAGCCAGUAUUAUAAUUUAUAUCUAAACUAAAAGUUGUUUUUGAAAUGUUCAUAAUUAGAGCAAAAAAAUUAUUUAUGUAUAUUUAAGACAUUCUUUCAACAUAUAUCUUAUAUAAUCUUGGGAUAAAACAAUUGAUUUUUAAAAGUCCUGCUUAUUAUUAUAAUAUAAAUAUUGAGUCUUUGUUGUUUUUUUAAGACAUGAAGCUUUUUCCUCGAGUCUGGAGAUUAAGGAGUGCUAUAAAGCAAGUAGCUACGCAGUCCCAGUUGCAACCUACAUAUUUUGCCACAUCUAGUGCAGACAUAAUCAUUGUCCGCCAGUGGUUGAUUUAGGUUUGCUUUUCGAUGUGUAAAUUGUGAAAUAGCAACUAUAAUGAUUACAAUACAAAUCUUUGGCUGUGAAUAUCCCUUUUCAUCCAGCCUGAUUGAUGUAAUUCUUUCUGAUGGCUAUCUGACCUUGUCUGCAUUCAUCUUUCAGAUACCAAAAAAUAUGAGCAAUCUGCAUAUAAUCUUGGCUAAAUUCUAUAUGUCUUUCUUUUAGAUUUGUUUUAAAUAUCAACUCUAGACUUAUGUUGACUUAGACUUCACACUGAUCUAAAUGUCUAGAAUGACUAAUGAAGUCAAGUACAUGUAGUACUUUGUUUUCACACUUGUGAUUUAUUAGUUGGGGGGAGAAAACCUAAUGAGGGCAUACUAAACAUUAUUAGUUUAAAACAUCCAUUUGUUAUUUCUCUUGUGUGUGUGUUUAUUAUUAUUAUAUAUGCCUGUAUAAAUGCAUGUAUUUCAUUUUGAUGUAACAUGCUUAUAAGUCAUUUAGAUACAAUGUUUGGUAGUAGUUAUGAGACCAACAGUGAUGGAUGCUUAGUAGUAACUAAAACUAAAUGUUAUGUUAACAAAAAUUGGCAUUUAUAUACACAUUUAGAAACAAUUGUACACAUUUUGUCAUUUGUCUUAAGGAUUCAUUCAAAAGCCAUUCACUUCACUUGUGUCCAAAAUAAAUUCUAUUGAUAUUAAUGUAAUGGAAGAUCUAUCUCGAAUGGAAACUAGCAGUGUUUUAUUAAUGCUGAUUUAUCUCUAUUUUAAUGUAUGAGCUUAAGUUUGUCAUUGUUAUAUUAAGACGAAUAGUCUAAGGCCUAAGGUAAUUUACCUAUCUAUGUGUUAUCCAUAAUUUAUUUGUCAUAGUUUAGUUUAAUAUUUAGGUCAAUGACUAAAGGGCAGCCAUCAUAGUUAUGUGUGUAUGUUUACAAUGUUUUUGUAUAGGAACUAGAGAAGUCUAUUUUUAUUCACCACAGUUCCAUUCUGCAAACACUUUUUGUUUCUGUUCUGACUAGACAGUCAUAAAGUUUUCCCUAAGGCUGUGACAUGACACUUUGCUGUGGAAAUGUGGAAAUCUUGAAAUAGGAGGGAAAAAAAACAGGAUUAGUGCACAUGCACUUUAAAAGAUGUUUUCUCUCUAGUAUUAGAAAUUGUCUUAUUCUCAUCUUUGGAUUUGUAAAUAUAGUUUUUUGAGAGGAAUUGAGUCUGUAAUAAAUGAAGACAAUAUUAAGUACUAUUGUACUAACAUUUAUGAUAAAAUAGUAAUGUUAUGUACUCAUCUUUUUAUUUAAUAGCCUAAGCUUGAGGAAGUUGCUAGAUCUGGGUUUUAUCCGGAAUUAUGUCUGAUGUGUUUUUUUGUCAGCAUAAUUGCUUACAUUUGUUUACAUGAAACAAAGUUGGUGGAAAGACUUUUUCAUCCAUUUGUUUACUUUUAACAAACUUAAGGGGAGAGAAUGUGUUAGCUAUAAUGUAUUGUUCCUCAUCAGAGCUUGUUAAGCUGUAAAGAACUAAAGUAUCAUGUGCUGCUCAGUUUCACAAGAUAUUUACUUCACCUCCUGCACAUUGAUUCAAUUCUUUCAUAUCCAACCUACAAUCAGCGUACUUUAAGGAGUGAACAUUUGCAUAGGUUAUUGCCUUUCAUUUUAAAAGGUAGGUCUUUAAAAAAGCCAUUUUAGGAACAAUUUCAUAUACAUUUUAUUUCUCAUGAGAUCUUUAAAUAAUAGAUCUAGAUAUCCAUAAGUAACUUACAUGGGGACCAACUCUCUAGACAUCUCUAGUUGUUAUAAAUGAACAAAAGUAAUUUUGUACAAGAAUAUUUAUGAUUUUUUUUUGGUUGUCAGUUUUUUAAAAAUACUCAAUAUAAAAGUGUUUUUUUUUUUCUCUAGAUCAUUACAGUGAGUGAUCUGAAAGUAAGGGUCUUUAUUGGAUUGUACUGUUAACUGAGCAUAUCAUCACAGAUCUCUCAUUACUAUAUAAUAGAAAUGUCACAUAUCUAUAUAUCACUGUGUACAAUUGUACGGUAACAUUGUACUUUUAAAAAUAUAACAUGCAUAUAAAUAUAUAGAACAACAAGUGUACAUUUCAUAUUGUAAGUUGCUUUUUUUUUUCUUUCUUGAAAUGAUUGCCAGA
Molecule: messenger RNA, 6999 nt
Organism: Biomphalaria glabrata
Lineage: Eukaryota; Metazoa; Mollusca; Gastropoda; Planorbidae
Product: organic cation transporter protein-like
Exons: 10
Coding region: 482-2059 (525 amino acids)
Biological process (GO): transmembrane transport
Cellular component (GO): membrane
Molecular function (GO): transmembrane transporter activity
Source: RefSeq, a predicted model, not a curated record